Molecule: messenger RNA, 1389 nt
Organism: Ectocarpus siliculosus
Lineage: Eukaryota; Phaeophyceae; Ectocarpales; Ectocarpaceae
Source: the annotation of a GenBank genome assembly
CUCUCGACCGGCGUCGAGUGCUACCCCCCCCGUCCUAACAGGCUGCAACCAUGGGUAAGGUUAUCCGUGGGCAGAGGAAGGGUAAGGGAGGUAUCUUCACCUCCCACACGCGCCUCCGCAAGGGGCCCGUGAAGCUCCGCAAGCUCGACUACGCGGAGCGCCACGGCUACAUCAAGGGCGUCGUCAAGGACCUCAUCCACGAGCCCGGAAGGGGCGCGCCGCUGGCCAAGGUCCAGUUCCAGAACCCCUACAAGUUCAAGAGGGACAACGAGCUGAUCGUGGCUGUGGAGGGCAUGUACUCCGGGCAGUUCAUCUACUGCGGGAAGAAGGCCUCCCUCACCGUCGGCAACAUCAUGCCCGUGCGCUCCAUGCCCGAGGGUACCGUCUGCUCCUCCAUCGAGGCCAAGGUCGGCGACCGCGGCACCUUCGCCCGCUGCUCCGGCGACUACGCCGUCCUCAUCUCGCACGACGAGGAGAAGGGCACCUCCAAGCUCCGCCUGCCCUCGGGCUCGAAGAAGACCAUCAGCUCGGACUGCCGCGCCAUGGUCGGCAUCGUCGCCGGUGGCGGGAGGACCGACAAGCCCAUGCUCAAGGCCGGGCGCGCUUACCACAAGUUCCGCGUCAAGCGCAACGAGUGGCCCCACGUGCGUGGUGUGGCGAUGAACCCCGUGGAGCACCCCUUCGGUGGUGGUAACCACCAGCACAUCGGGCACCCCUCGACGGCCAACCGCCUCGCCUCGGCCGGUCAGAAGGUCGGUCUCAUCGCCGCCCGCCGCACCGGCCGCCUGAGGGGCAUCCGCACGGAGAAGGAAUAAGCGCCGUUUCCUGACUUGAUGUGACGGGAAACCGGUUCUGUUCUUGAACUUCGAACGCGCUCCGGAGAAAGGAGGACGUCUCCAGCUGAAUGUUAUCACGGCGUUUUUUGUGCUUUUUUGAAUUCCUGAUUUCACGUACCCCCCCCCCCCCCCUCCCGAGUGGUUUCCCCUCGGUUGCGGUAGAAGGAUGGACUGCAGUCGUUGGUAGCCGAUUGGCCGUCUAGGAUGGCAGAGGGUGUCGUUGUGACUGCUGCUCUUUGCGAGUUUCAUGUGUGUCCCACUGUGGCGCAUACGAGAAUGGCGAAAGCACGGUAGACGGUUUCUUUCCAAGGAGUUGUUAGGGAGUUUCGGUGUUUUCAGAGACGUUCGUGUUAUUUUUUCAGUUGGUGGCUUUCUUUGUCUCAGAGCUUGUGCUCUUGUUCAUUUUGUGGGAUCACUUCUUUCGCUAGCCACGGGAGAGGGUAUGCUCUGUUCGCAAUCUGUCGAAGCACGACACAAAAAAAGUUUUAAAACCUCAUGGAGAAACGCCUCUUGGCGCGGUUCAACGACUAAUGAUCUAUGUCCUCGCACCACA